AUGCCCCAACACGUCCUCCUUACCGGCGCAAACGGCUUCAUCGCCCAGCACAUCCUCGCCCAGUUCCUCGAAGCAGGGCACUCCGUCCUCGCCGUCGUCCGGAGCGAGUCCUCCGCCUCCCGGCUCCGCGCGACAUUCCGCUCCUACCCACCUCCCCAGCUCGACAUUGCCAUCGUCCCGGACAUCACGGCCCCGGGCGCCUUCGACGCGGUCCUCGCCAGCGACCCGCCCCUCGACGCCGUGCUGCACACCGCCUCGCCCUUUGACUUCCGCAAGGGCAACGCCAGCGCCGACUUCCUGGACCCGGCCGUCAAGGGCACGACGGAGAUCCUGCGCGGCGUCGCCCGCGCGGCCCCCUCGGUGAAGAGGGUCGUCGUCACGAGCUCCACGGCCGCCGUGGUCAACGUCUUCCAGCCCGCCGUGUCCGACCCGCCCAAGAUCUACGACGAGCGGGACUGGCUCGAGGUCUCGCAGCAGGAUGUCGAGGAGGCGCAGGAUCCACGUCUGGCGUACCUCGCAAGCAAGGUGUUCGCCGAGAAGGCGGCGUGGGCGUUCGUCGCCGAGGAGAAGCCCUCCUUCGACCUCGUCACGAUCAACCCGCCCAUCGUCUACGGGCCGCCAUACGACCCCUCGACGCUCGCGUCCCCGCAGGACCUCAACCAGAGCAACUUCAUACUCUACGCGGGCCUCCUCGCGCCGGAACUGACGUCGGCGUCGCCCGUCCCGCCCGAGGUGUUGCACCUGUACGUCGACGUGCGGGACGUGGCGCGCGCGCACUUGCUCGCGGUGACGAAGCCCGACGCGGGUGGGAACCGGUUCGUCAUCGGUGCGGGCGGCGUGUCGAACCAGAAGAUCGCCAACGUGCUGCGGGAGAGAUUCCCGGAGCUGAGGCACAGGAUCCCCGAGGGUGACCCGGCGAAGGCGGCGCUGCCCGAGGGUAUCUUCGGCUUGGAUCCUUCCCUGGCGGGGAGGGUGUUGGGGUUGGAGUACAAGAGUCUGGAGGAUACCAUCGUCGAUACAGCGACGCCGAUUGUUGAACUGGAGAGGCGUGCAAAGAAGACUACGUGA
Colletotrichum higginsianum IMI 349063 is the source of this 1068-nucleotide messenger RNA. Its product is annotated as NAD dependent epimerase/dehydratase. The transcript has a single exon. NCBI's taxonomy places the organism in Eukaryota, Fungi, Ascomycota, Sordariomycetes, Glomerellales, Glomerellaceae. The record is from RefSeq and is a predicted model, not a curated record. Bases 1 to 1068 code for a protein of 355 amino acids. Gene Ontology annotation, molecular function: oxidoreductase activity, acting on the CH-OH group of donors, NAD or NADP as acceptor.